Messenger RNA from Acipenser ruthenus (sterlet), 2390 nucleotides. Its product is annotated as mucin-13-like. Lineage: Eukaryota; Metazoa; Chordata; Actinopteri; Acipenseriformes; Acipenseridae. The coding region runs from base 87 to 1886 and encodes 599 amino acids. The record is from RefSeq and is a predicted model, not a curated record. The transcript has 24 exons.
UCCUCUAUUUAGUGUGUGUGUUUCUCAUCAGAAUUCAACCAUUUUGUAAAAACAAGGACAUAUCUACAAACAGUGUUGGGGGGACUAUGGCUAACAUUCUUCUUCUUGUGGGAAGUAUAUGCUUCCUGCUUGCAAUACAAACAGCUACAACCAGCAACACCACAACCAGUUCUCCUGAUUCUUCAAAUUCUGUUACCACUGACACAACAGAAGCUACAACCAGCAGCACCAUAUCCAGUUCCCCUGAAUCUUCAGAUUCUGUUAUCACUGUCACAACAGAAGCUACAACCGGCAGCACCAUAUCCAGUUCCCCUGAUUCUUCAAAUUCUGUUACCACUGACACAACAGAAGCUACAACCGGCAGCACCAUAUCCAGUUCCCCUGAUUCUUCAAAUUCUGUUACCACUGACACAACAGAAGCUACAACCAGCAGCACCAUAUCCACUACAACCGGCAGCACCAUAUCCAGUUCCUCUGAUUCUUCAAAUUCUGUUACCACUGACACAACAGAAGCUACAACCGGCAGCACCAUAUCCAGUUCCCCUGAUUCUUCAAAUUCUGUUACCACUGACACAACAGAAGCUACAACCGGCAGCACCAUAUCCAGUUCCCCUGAUUCUUCAAAUUCUGUUACCACUGACACAACAGAAGCUCCACAUCAAUGUACAACAGAUUCUUGUAAAUCCCAUCUGGCAUACUGUGUGCAACUCAAUGAUAACUACACCUGUCAGUGUGUAUUUGGAUAUUAUUAUGAUGUCGACAAAUGCUUACAAGGAAAAUCUUUCUCUGGAACUAUAAUACAUCAAUUUGAUAUAUCUGAAGAUGACAUCUCAAGUACAAAUUCAGAAGGUUAUACAGAAAUCUACCGCAACGUUACAUCAGCGAUCAGUUCAGGUUUCGGUGAUGAAUAUGGAUACAAAGAGACAAUUGUGUUGAAAAUCAGAGUUAAUGAAAAAAUAAAGAUGUUCAGUGUUCGAGGGGGCAUUGAUGUGUCUGUCGACAUUGUAAAUAUAUUUUCAGUGGAGUCUAGUAUAAAUAAAUCGGAAGUUGAAAAAAAUGUAAAACAAUACUUGAACACAAUUGGAAUACCGGGAUAUACACCUAAGAAAAACUGUGAUUAUUUUAAUUGUAAUGAUACAACAUCCACAUGCAAGGAAGGAGACGUUACACCAACAUGUGAAUGCAAAGAUGGAUAUUAUAAAGUAGAUGUACUCGACAAAUCAUGCAUGCCUAAGGAUUCAACAACAACAACAACAACAACAACAACAGAUUUUAAAAUGAUCACUAUUAUAGUGGGUUGUGUGUCCGCAGUUAUUAUACUUGGUUUGACUGGAGGUCUCAUAGCUGUGGCAAUAAGGCGUAAAGACAUUGAGGAUAAUGAGGACGAUGAUAAUGAUCGAAUCCUUGUUGCAAAAAAACAAAGCGGGACAUUUGGUCUGCAGAAUCCAGCCAUGACUAACAGCCAUGUUACCAGCCCCUUUACCUUCCCAAAGGUGCAAGCAGGUAGUGACUGGAAUCAGAACAGCCAGGUGAAGAGGAAUGGGCUGAAUCCAGGCCCCCCUUCUUACCCACAACGGGGUAAUGUUUACAAUGAUGAUGAUGAGGAGAAUGAUGAUGUUCACAUAAGCAAUAAUAAGGGAAGGAUUGGAAACCGUGGCCAGACAAAUCCAUAUAACAAUCCAUACUCACCUGGGCCAAUGAAACCAACCCAGCUACCCAGAACCAACGGGAUGAAAUAUGGAUCUCCUUAUGGUGAUGAUGAUGAUGAUGAAGAUGAUGGUUAUCAUGAUAUUAGAGGUUCAUCUGGCGUGCAAAUGAAGCCGUAUAACAACAGCGCUCCAAGGGCAACACUGGACUACAGCUACCCUGGAAGUAGGAAAUACUAAACACCAGCCCAUCAGAACCUCAAUGUGCCUGCACAAAAUGCAGCCAUGCUAAUGCUUUAGGAAUACAGCUCUGUGUCUUAUUGUAUCAUAGGAUAUGACCAGUGCAACAGUGUGCAGUGUUAUUUUAUCAGUAAAGAUUAUUUUACACUAUUUUACCAUGAACAGAUAGUUGAGCAGGAUCACAUUUAUCUACUUGCUUUAUCAAGUUUACAGUGGAAUUGAUUAAUGGGAAUGGUAAAGUGUUAAAAUGCAAAAUGAAUGUGCAGAUGUAAUCUGAUUAACUUUUAGCUUGGAAAAUAACUGGUUGAAAAUUCUGAAUAACAUUUAUCAAGCAAUCAUGCAAAAUACAAUUUUAACUGUUUGGCAUUGUGUAAAAAUAGAUGGGCCAAUGCAAAAUCUUUAGAAUUAUUCAUUUUGUUGAAGUGUUUAGAACAAAUCAAAUGACUUGCCUGUUGUAAGUGUUCAUAUACUUGCAGUAUUUAAAAUAAUAAACACUUGCAACCA